Molecule: messenger RNA, 1058 nt
Organism: Penaeus vannamei (Pacific white shrimp)
Lineage: Eukaryota; Metazoa; Arthropoda; Malacostraca; Decapoda; Penaeidae
Source: RefSeq, a predicted model, not a curated record
CGUGCUGCUAGCCCCUCUACUGACGCCCGCGUGUGGUGUGGGCGUGGUGUUGGUGGCCGUCCUGAUCUACAGCUGCGUGGUGGUGCCCGCCCUCGCGAACUACUACUCCUUCUCCCGCCUUGUUCUUCGCACGAUUAAAUUCCUUAGCCAUGGCGGGAGUGCGUUCGGGUGGUCGUGGUGGCGAGCACAUACCUGGCUACCUGUGGCUGGUACUCCUGGUAUUCGUCCCUUACUUGGUGCACACUUUCCGCAACCGCCCUUACCUGCUGGUGGUAGCGGGGGUGAUAUACGUCACGGUGGUCGUCCCAGCGGCUCUGAAGGGGCAGCUGUACCAGGGUUCCCUCCUGUGGCUUCCUAGGACGGUGGUGGCUCUCUUGAUGCUGCGAUCCGGACUCUACACGGGCCUGGCAUCCAAAGUCGCCGAGGCACUCACAGCCGCGUGUCACUAUACUGCAGGAGGUCUUAGGGUCGUCCUGCAGUGCCUCCUGAUGGUGCUCCUCCUGCCCUUCACCCUCGUCAGGACCUUUGUGCCGCUGGUCCACAACUUCUACCUGUCCUUCGAGGCGUUUCGGGUCACGUCGAACCAGAUGGUGUUCUUCGUCCUGGCUGAAUACGCGAUGACGCCCAACCCGAAGCAGGCGGCGCUCUACUUUCUCUUCUUCUACACCGUCCUUGUCUACUUACACAAGACGCUCUUCAGACGACAAUGGGGCCAAAACCUCAACUCGACGAACAUUCGAGACUUCCUGAGGCUCACCGCGUGGUACAUGGCGGUGCGACUGGGCAAGGGCGUGGCGCUGUCUUUCAUCUUGGUUAUGUUCACCGUGGAAUUCCGUCACGGCGAACCACAGCUGUCUUAUAUCGCCGUGACCUUCGUGUAUUUCUCAGUCACCCAGCACGGGACAUGGGAAGGCUCUCCAACCUUGACUUCCCCAGUGUCAGAAAAUCUCGUUAUGUCUCCUUGGUGUUAUUACAUCCGCCAAGGUUAUGUUUUCGGUAGGAUGUUCAGGGAUGUAUAUGAGAGUUGUGGAGAGCUAGAUGGUCAUAACACUGAUUAA